Molecule: messenger RNA, 6568 nt
Organism: Fopius arisanus
Lineage: Eukaryota; Metazoa; Arthropoda; Insecta; Hymenoptera; Braconidae
Product: guanine nucleotide exchange factor DBS
Exons: 14
Coding region: 698-3934 (1078 amino acids)
Biological process (GO): intracellular signal transduction
Cellular component (GO): cytoplasm
Molecular function (GO): guanyl-nucleotide exchange factor activity; protein binding
Source: RefSeq, a predicted model, not a curated record
CUUCAUUGAAGUCAUCCUAUCUUCAUAGUACUACAAUAAUAAUUAUUUUUCCUGCAUACCCUUACUGCAAACAUAUUAGUACAUGUGUACGUCACACAUAUCACAUAUAUAUAUCACCCUAUAUCUGAUAUAUUGCAUUUUCGGACAGAAUAUAUUGUAUUUAUAUUAUCAAUAUGCAUUCGGCAUAUACUGUUUCCCAUGUGGAUGCAGAACUUCCUGAAUACUCGCCGACGACGUCAUCCCCUGGAGCCAAAGGGAUGACGGAGGGAUGACGGAGGGAUGACGAAGGGAAUAUCGGAGGACUCGAGUCAUUACUUUCCGGACAGAACUCUUAACCCGUAUUUCAACGCACGGCGCAAGAGUAUCGCGCAAUUUACGAUGAAGUGGGAUAAACGGAGUGAGUUAGAGAGGGGCCCAUGCGCACUGCAGAUAAAAUAGUUAUAUCUUAACCACGACACCUGCCUCCCGCACAAGGACGUCGGCGCUUUGUCGAUCCAGUUCCGGACGUUCCGUCACGAUAAACAUGCUGUGUUGUUCAAUGUUCAACCAACACCGGGGUGAUCACAAACAUUAUCUAGUACUGGUGUUUAUCAUCGUGGACCAGUGACUCGUGGGCCAAUUCGUAAAAUGUAGCUCGGGGGUGAAGGGGUUAAAAUUUUGGGUGUUGACAUUGGGCUUGACCCUUCACUGGUGAAAAAUGGCCAGUUCACCCACCACCAUUGAGAAUCAGAUUGACAGCUUUCUCGAGCAAUUCAAGAGGAGUGCAACCAAAGCGAUGGAGGAGACACACAGAAAUUAUCAUGCUAGCAGCUCUAUCAGUCGAAGUAGGAGCGGCAAUCUCGACCUCGAGGUAUUGGAGGCCGAGGAUGUGGAGAGUAUGACAGGGGAGAUUGAGAACGGAGAUCUGGCUGUUCGCGAUGUCGCGGAUCUCCUCCAGCCCCAGUACGCAAUCAUCACUGGUGGUAAAACGAGGGAGGGAUGUCCUAUUAUCACGUUUUCGGAUAAUGGAAAUUUUCACAAUUUGACGGAUCUGGAUUAUCAGCGGCUUAUGCUGUAUCUCACAUCGGUACCAACAUUACAAGAAGCAGAUCUCGGGUUUCAUUUGAUAAUCGACCGUAGGACCGACAAGUGGAAUUCGGUCAAGACAGUGUUACUUAAGAUCUCAGCGUAUUUUCCCGGUCUCGUGCACGUGGCGUACGUCCUGAGGCCCGUGGGUUUCCUCCAGAAAGCAAUAUCCGAGGUAUCGAAUAAACUCUUCCGCGAGGACUUCAAGUUCCGCGUGAUUGUCCUGGCGAAUGUCAAUGAACUCCACGAUUUCAUCGACAAGGAUCAAUUAACUGAGCAACUUGGAGGGGAUUUACCGUACUGCCAUCACACCUGGAUACAGAAUCGAAUUAGCUUGGAGAAAUUUUCAUCCAUGACCCAAGACGUUUCGGUGGCACUCGACUCGUUCACACGUAGGCUUGCAGAGGUUGAAUUCCCCAAUAAUACGGUUGCCACCACCAGGCUGUUGAGUCAGCAGCAGGCUGAGUACAAUGAAUUGAAAGAGGAGAUAUUGAGUGCUGCAAAACACGGUGAGGCACUAUUAGACAGUGUCAGGAAACUGACCGGUAAAGGUACUGCCGAUCGGUUGGGAAACGUUGCGGCAGUCGAAAGACUGUUAGUGCAAUUAGAAGAGACAGAGCGUACAUUUGACCUCUUUUGGUCUCACCACAGUGCACGAUUACGUCAUUGUCUAGCCCUCCGUCAAUUUGAACAGGAUUUUCGUGAGCUCCAGGCAAAUCUCGAUCAGCACCUCAAGAGUAUCGAUGAAAUGACGGAAGUUGGGGAAACUCAGUCACGUGUGGAGCAACUGAUACGCGACACAACAUCUUUCCAACGAAUAUGCAGGGGAGACAUAGAUCGAGCUGAGGAGGUAAUAGCUGCUGGCCAGCAGUUGCUUUCGGGGAGGCAUCAGUGUCCAACUGAAGUUGUUGAGCCAAAGUGCGCGGAGUUGCAGAGAGUCUGCACGAUGUUGAGCCAGAGACUGGAGCGACGGCUCCAUACGCUCACCAAGUGUCGAGAAUUGAUGGAGAGGAUUGAUAAGGCGAACGCAUGGUGCACCCGAGGUAUUGAACUCUUGGCCUCGCAGAGCAGUACAAUGCCCCCGGAGCAGGCGCUGCAAGAGCUCGAGCAAUUGAUCGGUGCAUCCGAAGAGUUCCAUCAUCCCAGGUGUAUCUUUCAAGACUCGAUAAUGCCAGAGACGAAGGCCCUGGUUACUCAGGUUCUUCAGAGGAUCGAAGAUGUCUCGUUAAUGUGCGAGAAGAGGAUUGUAACGUUGAAGCAGCAGCUGGUGAAACCUGCCAGGCCGGUCCAGACCGUCACUCCAGAGCCAGCUAAACCGCUUCAAGCCUCGCCGAAUAUAAAACCUGGCAGAAUUUUGAAGAAAGCUAAUACAAUGCCAAAGAUGGAAAUGGGUUCUAUCGAGGACACCUCUUCUCCAGAGAGUGAGCCCCGCGACUUGGAAGCCUCUCGCCUGAAGCGUGGGCAUGUCCUAACAGAAUUAGUUGAGACAGAGCGUGCAUACGUGGCGGAAUUGGGAUCAAUAAUAAAGGGUUACAAAUUAGAAAUGAACAAUGAAGCCCUGAUGCACCUCAUCCCUGCUGCUCUAAUCGGCAAGGCUGACGUACUCUUCGGCAAUCUCGAGGAGAUCUAUCACUUUCACGGCGAGACAUUUCUCCGGGAUCUCGAGAAUUGCAUCUCCAACACAGAACUCGUCGCACUCUGCUUCGUCCAGAGACGCGAGAUAUUCUUUCGCCUCUACAGUUACUACUGUCAAAAUAUACCGAGAUCCGAGAGACUGCGUGAGCAGAUCCAGGGCGAGCCCCAAUUUCUCGCUGCCUGUCAGCAAAAACUCGGCCACAAGCUGCCACUUGCUGCUUAUCUUCUCAAACCAGUUCAGAGAAUUACAAAGUAUCAGCUUUUGCUUAAGGACCUGUUGAAAUAUAGUGAUGAGCCCGCAUGCUGCACAGAACUGCAGGAGGCGUUGGAUUGCAUGCUCGUGGUACUCAAGUGCGUUAAUGACAGCAUGCAUCAGACAGCAAUCACUGGAUUUGGGGGAGAUUUAACAGCUCAAGGAGAACUUUUACUGCAAGGAUCGUUUAGUGUAUGGAGCAGCAGCAAACGAGAACGUCUCCUCAGACUCAAGCCAUCCCAGCGACACAUAUUUCUCUACGAGAAGGCCAUGAUAUUCUGUAAACACAGCAAACCACAGGCCCAUAAUAAAGCAACUUAUCACUUCAAGCGUUAUCUCAAGAUGUCUCAGAUAGGCCUCACGGAGUCAGUGAAAGGUGACACGAGGAGGUUCGAGAUAUGGCUCCAGGGUAGACAAGAGGUCCACACGAUACAGGCAACAAGCCUGGAGGUCAAGCAGUCCUGGGUGCGACAGAUCAAAGGUGUUCUUAUGUCACAAUUAGCGGAAUUAAAAGGGAAACAGAAUACAGCAUUGGCUAAAUCGAAUCAUAAGUACGCACCUCUUCGUCAGACAAUUUCCUGGGAGGCACAGUCCAGUGUAUCGGGAUCCCUGAGGACUCUCUCGGUCGAUGGAAAUAGUGUGAUAUCCCACAUAACAGACGUAUCUCAGUCUACUGAAGAGGACGUAGCCUGGAGCUCGGAGAAUAGUAACACUGAUGAGGAGGACGCUUUCUCGGAGAAUCCAGGACCUGCCCCAGGAGGCAGGUAUGUGGCACUAGCUGAUUACUGUGCUGUGGGCCAGUCAGAGGUGACCAUGAGGGAGGGAGACCACCUGGAGCUGCUCAAGGUUGGCUGCGCUGGCUGGUGGUUCGUCAAACUCAUUGGUACUGGAAUCGAGGGCUGGGCACCAGCUGCCUAUCUGGAGCCUGUCAGUCGCAAGACCUCUCGCAGCUCUCAGUCUGUCAAUAGUCAGGAAAUAUGAAAUAGGCGUCUAACACACUAGGCUGAGAGCCUCGUGUGUUAGAUAUGUUUUUACCAAAUCUUUUUGCCAGCAAUUUAAUCAAAGGGAUUUUUUUAUCAAUUCUCGGCUGCACGUGUGAAAAAAAUUUCUAGAAAAUCUAUAGAAGAGAAUUUUUCUAAAGAUUAUGCUACGUCACAAUUCAGGUUCAAAUAACCAUUGGGUUACUGAAAAAUGUCUGCAGAUAUUAAUUUUUGUAUUUCAGUUUUGCUGGCGAAUUUUUUUUUAUGAGAAAUAAGAAUCGAUGGGCAUUGAUUUUUAAGUUUUUUCUUGGAUUUUAUUUAGAUUUUCUAUGGAUUUUUUUCCGCGUGUAUUUAUGAAGGGUAGUACUCGAUGAUGCAAGUCGAGGGAUUGUGAUAGGAGAAGGUGGGAUUGUACAAUAGUCUCUCAGCCCUGCACUGUGGGGAAUUUUUAGAGAAUUUGAAUUCCACUUGGGAUGGAAUCCUUCAGGGAAUUUCUCAUAGACAUUUUUUCCUCGCAAUUAUCCUCGUCGAUGACGAAAUUCAUGAGGAUUUGAUGAAAAUUAGUCGCUACUAAAAAUUGAUGGUUUUUUACUUGAAAAUUUAAAGGGAAAUUUUCUAACAGUGCGAGGGUUUGAACAUUCGUAGAAAUUCCUAAACAUUUUUCAUCAUUUUAUUUCGUUAUUUAGGUCAGUGCAGACUGCUCGAGUAAUGGGAUAAUUAGUUUUCAGGCCAAAUGAAUUAAUGAAUUUAUAGGUUUUUGACUGAGUUAGCCAGAGCAGUAUUUUCGUAAAUUAAUUUUUCACGUGGAGGUUUCAGUUUACUUUGUCUGGGUAACUACGAUUGUCUCGAUUGAGAUUUGAGGUAAUUGUAUAUAAUGGAUAUACCAAAUUAAUUAUUCAAUGAGAAUAUUCUUGUUGAGGACAUAACGAUGCACUAAAUUCAUGAUAAUCUUGGGAACGAGUGGGAGAUCAUAUUGCCAUGUUAGGGAUUAAGCUUGUUGCAGUAUGUUAUUAAGUUUCUUGCUGGACCAAUGAGUGUUAAUUCGCCAGUAAUUAAAGUUCUCGUGGAUCGAUGAUCAUCGAGGGGUGAGGGAAGACACAAUUUUCUUUUUUCAGAGAUUUUCAGGUCUCAGACUUGCAAGUUGCAAUCACUAAACACCAAUUGAUGCUGUAAUAUUUGAUAAUGGGAGAAUUACAGUUAUGGGGGGUGGAGUGGAUAUUGAGGAAUUUUAAAUUUCAGAUAUGCAGUGAUUUUAGGGGAUGAGAGGGUUAUUAAUAGGAAAUUUAAUACGCACAUGAGCCCGGUUGAGUGACAAUUUUUGGAGAAGUGAUUUUUGAGGGGACAUUUGAGGUGUUUUUUGCCUCCCAAGAGGAGAAUCCAGUAGUGAUAGGGAAAACAUUUAAAUUAUUAUUAUUCAGGAAUCCUCGGAGAGGAGUCACUUGAUACGAAAAAAUGAUCGGAAAAUUUUUAUCACAGCCACUGGGCUGUUGUGAAGUUUUUUCCCUUCACUACUGAAUUGAAUUUUCGUUUGUAUUUGAACGGAGACGAGAUAAACUCGCCCCUGAUUUUUUAUACGUUUUAAAAGAGUCAACAGCGUAAGAGAAACCAAAUGAAUUCACGAUUUGAGCUUGUUCUAGGGCAACAACAUAUAAUAGACAAUAAAUCUUGUCCAUUGUUUAAAACAAAACGGAAAAUAGAUGAUAAAUUUAUUCGAAUUUUUGCAAUAGGAGAUAAUGUUCAAUGAUAGUUAUGAAAAAUCUAAAGCCCCAAAGCCUCCUUAGAGAACUAUAUCUGAAGAAAAAUUUCCAGCUGAAAUGAGCGUUGAUCAUGAGAUUCAUAAACCAUAAAUUCCUUUCCCAUUCGAUUCGGUUGCUCCCCGAACUUGGCGAACAAAAAAAAAAUAUUAGAUUCUAUUUUUACACCUGAAAAAUGAUGUAAAUCAGUGGAAUUGCUUCCAUUUUAUCCCUAGAGUUGAUCAUUCGUCAUUCGAUCGAAUUUGAGAAGAUGUUAAUGAAUAAUUUGUACAUUGGUAUCUGAAUUUUCGAUUUAUUUACAACAAUUUAGAUGCCCUUUUAUUCUUUGGAAUCGCCCUGUUUUCGUGUGAUUGACAUUGCUCAAUUUUUAGUUUCCUGUGGAUAAUUGAACAAUUGUUGUUCCCUCCAGAUCUGAAAAGAGAAGAUUUAAAAAAAUAUGACUUAUUGCAGGUGAAUAAAUUAUAAAACGUGACUGUUCAAAGCGGCUCUCGUUUUUCAUUCACGUUUAGCGCGUUCCUCGAUCCAUCAGUUGGACACUAAAAUAAAUAUAUAAUAUGCAAUUUUACCUGAUAGAGUUAGAUUAUUCAUUGUAAUAGAGAGAAACUUUAUAAGAGAACUAUUAAUUAAAAAAUCAACACCAUGUACUUUAACUUUAGUCAUUUAUUUAUUGUUUUCAGAUGUUUAUGGGAUGGAGGAAAAGUUUUAUUUGCUCAUUGAAUAUUCGAGCUUAUUUUCAUGGAUCACUUACGAAAUCUCGAGGAUCUUGAUCUCUUUGAAUUUGAAUUUUUUCAUUGUCUAUUUCAAAAUUUUUAUUAUUUCAUUCUGUUUCUUUAAGAUCGUAAUUUGUAAUUCAGUCAUUUCAAAUAAACUGUUAAAUUGUA